GCAGUGGCUCCUGCGUUUAUCCAUUAUCAUCCUCUUCUUCGACACCGGCAUCGUUGACACCAUCGGUUCCAACGCCGACAACGACAGCUCCGAUCAAUGUCCCGCCAACUACAGUUACAAACCCAACAACGUCUUCACCUGCAGGGACCGGCAUGCCAGAAAAUGGAACUCCUCCGACAGUCUUUAACACAGGCAACCCAGCUUCGAGUAUGGGCAGCACAACAGGCUUUGGAACGGAGAUCCCACCAAGCUCAAGCACCUCGAUAUCCAUGGCGGCUGGAUUGAGAGUGAGACCCUUUACUUGCUGCAUCACUCUGACCAUGUCCUUGAUCACACGAAGAAUAAUUCUGGACUGGUAAAAUCACAGAUUUCUUCUCCCUGUACUGUACAUGAAAGGCCCACGUAACUCAUAGCACCCAGUUCCGCCGUGAGUGCAAUUUUUGGAGGAGAAAAGGAACCAGAGGUGAGUUUGAGGGAUAAACAAGAAGGUUAAAGAAAGCACUGCCACUGCCCGCAUGAGCUUUUGUUUGAUGUAAAGAUUAAAAGAUAUGUUAGCGAUAGAUGGGGGUGUACUUACUUUCUACUUGGAACUCUGUGACAGUGUAAAAUAUAUAUAUUUUUAUUAGAUGUUGGGAUUUGUAUUGAUGUUUAUUUGCUUAAUGGACGGUCAUAGUGCAUUAGAAUUAGAAUUUUGGUAAGAAGAAACAGAGAGACAUGGCUGGACUGGAAAUAUUUGUUCAAGUCUCGAGUGUUUUGUAGUACUUAAUGAUUGAUUUAUUGUUUGUUUACUUAUGA
Molecule: messenger RNA, 795 nt
Organism: Momordica charantia (bitter melon)
Lineage: Eukaryota; Viridiplantae; Streptophyta; Magnoliopsida; Cucurbitales; Cucurbitaceae
Source: RefSeq, a predicted model, not a curated record